This is a messenger RNA of Diatraea saccharalis (sugarcane borer), 1596 nucleotides long. The record is from the annotation of a GenBank genome assembly. Lineage: Eukaryota; Metazoa; Arthropoda; Insecta; Lepidoptera; Crambidae.
AUGACGUCAACAGGAAAAAAACUAGUGUCGUUAGUGGUUAGUAAUAAUGAUUUUACUACCGGGCAACAAUCAGAUGAUUCAACUGAAAAGGAAUUAGAGAGCUUUUUCGGUGACGUUUCUGAUACAGAUGACCCAACUUACCACCCCCAGGACUACUCACCACAUAUGGGACACGUAGACUCCGCUGAUUUAGUAACAUUAGAUGAUUUACUAGGUAGAAGAGACAACGAAACAAGGGAACAGUUUGGAGUCGAAGAGUUGCAAAACAUUAUUGAAGCUGUCCAGGAAGGUGAAAAACAAAAUAGCGAAGCUACUGCCGUAGUUGAAGAUUUUUUGACUGAUCUUCUUAAAAAGACUUGGCUACUCAUAAAACCAACAAAACGGUGGCGCAAAUCUGAUCCCAGUUGUUGGGCUCGUAAUGUAGCAAAAAAAAGACGAGCAGAUGGUUUGUCUUAUAGAACUAAAUCGAAAGCUGAUACUGAAAAGAAAAAAGAACUUGAAGAAGUUUACUUGGCUCAUCAGGAAAGAAAGAAGACUUGUAAUAAGGAAAAAGAUAAAAUAAAAGCAAACUCAGAGGAGAAUUUUAGUACUGUGACGUUUGAUUUACAAGCAGUCCUCCAAAUACCUACUUGUGAUGUAGGCCUGCUUUAUUAUUCAAGAAAACUAUGUGUUUACAACCUAACAGUAUACGAAGCAGGUCUACCUAAUAAUGCCUAUUGCUUCCCAUGGUCGGAGGUUAACGGCAAGAAAGGUAGUUGCGAAAUUGGUACUAUACUUUUACACUAUCUUACUAAUUGUGUCCCUGAAAACGUCACAGAAAUCAGUUUAUUCUCAGACACAUGUGGCGGUCAAAACCGCAAUCAAUUUGUUGCCGCCUUACUACUUUGGGCAGUCCAGAAAAUUGACCACUUCAAAGUGAUUGAGCAAAAGUUUUUGGAAUCUGGACACAGCCAGAUGGAAGCAGAUUCUAUGCAUAGUAGCAUAGAAUCUGCAAAAAAAAACACGUCCGUUUUUUCUAUGAUGGAAUGGAUAUCAAUUUUUAAACGUGCUAGGCGCAGGCAAACUGUAAAAGUUGAUGGAAAGAAAAUAAUUAGAGAACCAUACCAUGGCAAAGAAUUUAAGUACAACGAGUUUCUUGACCUGAAGCACCUUGCUGAUGCAAUUAUGAAGAAUAAGACGAAAGAUGAAAAAGGAAACAGAGUACAAUGGUUAAAGAUUAAGAGAAUAAGGUAUGUAAAAGGAGAAGAAAGAAAAUUGUUUUUUAAUUAUGACAUGAGUGAACAUUUUAAUGUCAUGAAUAUUGGGGAAACUCCAUCCACUUUCACAACCCAACAUGAGUAUUCAACGCGAAAGAAAAUGCGACAUACUGAAAAUAACUCACCUGCUGAUCAUGAACUUCCGAACCAGUUAAAUCGUCUGUAUCAAGAACCUCUCAAAAUAACCAAAGCCAAAAAAAGAGAUCUCAUAAAUUUGUGUAAGAAAGGUAUAAUAUCAGAAGAGCUACACGGCUGGAUCGAAAACUUAAAAACUGAAAAGUUGAAUGAUAGACUACCUGAGCCGACUGUUAGUGAUUCAGAAAAUGAAGACGAUUGUUGA